This is a messenger RNA of Oryza sativa Japonica Group (Japanese rice), 1393 nucleotides long. Its product is annotated as choline-phosphate cytidylyltransferase 1. Gene Ontology annotation, biological process: CDP-choline pathway. Gene Ontology annotation, molecular function: choline-phosphate cytidylyltransferase activity; phosphatidylcholine binding. Lineage: Eukaryota; Viridiplantae; Streptophyta; Magnoliopsida; Poales; Poaceae. The record is from RefSeq and is a predicted model, not a curated record.
CUUCCCAUGUGAAAUCUCGCCGUCUCCUCUCGGAGCCUUUCCUCCUCGCCUUCUCCCUUCUCUCUCUCUCUCUCUCUCUCUCUCUCUCUCUCUCUCCCGAACCUUCUCGCCAUGGCCGACCACGCUGCGGCGGAGGCGGCGCCGCAGUCGUCGCAGGAGGAGGAGGAGGACUGGAAGGAGGCCGAGGGGGGAGACGGGGACGUCGAGGUGGCGGACAGGGGCGGCGGAGGCGGCGCCGCCAAUGGGGGAAUCCCGGAGGGGAGGCCGAUCCGGGUCUACGCGGACGGAAUCUACGAUCUCUUCCACUUCGGCCACGCCAAGUCGCUCGAGCAGGCCAAGAGGCUGUUUCCUAACACAUAUCUCCUUGUCGGAUGCUGCAAUGAUGAGUUGACACAUAAGUACAAAGGGAGAACUGUUAUGACAGAGGAUGAGCGAUAUGAAUCACUUCGUCACUGCAAGUGGGUGGAUGAAGUCAUUCCUGAUGCUCCAUGGGUGGUAACGGAAGAAUUCUUGAAUAAACAUAACAUUGAUUUUGUUGCACAUGAUUCUCUGCCGUAUGCUGAUGCUAGUGGAGCUGGUAACGAUGUCUAUGAAUUUGUCAAAAAACUUGGUAAAUUUAAGGAAACCCAGCGCACAGAUGGGAUAUCGACGUCAGAUAUUAUAAUGCGGAUUGUUAAGGAUUAUAAUGAGUAUGUUAUGCGGAACCUGGCCAGGGGGUACACCAGAAAGGAUCUUGGUGUCAGUUACGUUAAGGAAAAAAGACUGAGAGUUAACAUGGGAUUAAAAAACCUGCGUGACAAAGUGAAGCAGCACCAAGAAAAAGUAGGGGAGAAGUGGAAUACAAUGGCGAAACUCCAGGAAGAGUGGGUGGAAAAUGCAGAUCGAUGGGUUGCUGGUUUUCUGGAGAAGUUUGAAGAAGGCUGCCACUCAAUGGGAACUGCCAUCAAAGAGCGGAUCCAAGAGAGGCUCAAGGCGCAAUCCAGGGAUUUCAGCCUUCUACAGUAUGAUGGCGAGGAUGUUGACGAGGAUGAGGACGACGACGAAUAUGUCAGAGAAUAAUGCCACCACUGUGAAUAUACGUCAAGUAUAAUAUAUGUACAUGCGCUGCAUGUAGCAGAUCUUCAAUCCUUGGGCAUGUCAUGCACCCCUCUCUCUUCAGGAAUGGUGAACUUGUGCCCCCCAGGUUAGAUUUUGGUGCUGUGUUGUAGCAAUAGCAGGUGUUUUGUUUAGGCUAAGACGCAAAGUAAGCCUGUAAAAUCCCCUAGUCGAUGGCCUGAAUGGUUAUCUGGAAGAUACAGAUAUGUUCAAUUAUAUUUUUGUUUAGCACACAAGAACACUAUAUUUCAAUUGACUAUCUACUAUAUUUCAAUUGACUAUCUACUAUAUUUCAAUC